AUGUCCGCACUGGACACUCGAUCACCUUCUACCAAUUGCAAUCCUAAUAAAUCCAAUUUGUCGCAAGAAGUUGGAAAGAUCAUUUCAACACUACUGGUGCUGGUGAAUGCCGCCUCGAAGUACUACAACGGAGAGAAUCGACCUUAUGAAUUUGGUUUCAACAUCGAGGGCAAUCAGCAUAGGCACGAAAAGAAGGAUGAGAAUGGAAUAAUUAUGGGGGAGUUUGGUUUUAUCACAGCUGAUAAUGUUUAUCACGUAACAGUCUAUGCUACAGAUGAAAAUGGAAAUUUUAAAGUUCUCUCCAUGAAGAAUAUUAAGCUAAUGGCUGAACCAAUGGCAAAAAAUAUCGCAGCUGCGAUAGAAACGAUGAAAUCCAAAUUAGCAUCAUCAAGUCCUCAACCGAGAGCAUUUACAGACUCAACAACAACUCCACUUCCUUUUGUGAUUCACUCAACUGCAGCAGCACCUCUGAAGGAGCAGGAGAUUGUACCAGUUGAGCCAACAACUCAAAAAAUCAGUGAUAUUCAAUCAUGCUCAAAUUGCAAAAUCCCCGAGCCACCGAAGCCUGCCAAUGUGCCCUCUUACGCCCCCCAGAAUGCCCUUCCACCCCAAAUGCCACAAUUUAGCAACAGAUUCAGCCCCCAACAACCACGACAGGGAAUUUCAAAUCUCAACUUGAGAGAUGAGAAAUCAUUAGGGGGUGGAAUUGGGGGUGGUCAAGAAGACAAUCAAGGUGGCAGCAUAAAUCAAGGAUUUGAUCAGGGUAACGAUCAAGCACCAGGACAGGCUGUAGAACAAACACCUGAGCAAGUACCUCAGCAAGCACCUGGGCAAGUAUUUGGACAAGCACCAGGUCAGGGAACUUUCCAAGAAAAUUCAGGAAAUCAGGGCCCAUCAAGUGCCUUCUCGUCGGCACUUGAUACACCCCCAAAUCCCCCGAGCAUAGACCUUAAUCCACCCCAAACAAGCUCUCAGCCAGCAAAAGAAGAUUACUCAACGGAUCAGAGAGCUCUACCCGAGGGAAGAUCACUUGGGGAUGAUCAAACAGCCCCUCAAGCUCCAGAAUCAGAUGGAGGUGCUGCACUACCGGAAGAUAUGCCCAUUGAGAGUGUAAUGGCAAGAUUCAAGGGUGUUGAACCGUCGCGAAAACAGCCGGAUGGGCAGCAAAACUUCGCGCAACAGCCAAGAGUACAAUCACCUGAGAGUCGAGACAGUGCUCAGGUGAAUUUGGAUGAUCAAUCAAUGGAGCAAAUGCUGCAAGGUCUCCUCUACCUCUUCAACUACACCGCUGGUUACCACGGACACAAUGAAAAGGGUGAUCGCGAGGGAAAUAAAGAGGGAGGAUACUACGUUGUAGGACGAGAUGGUCUACGAAGGAGUACAGAAUAUAGAGCUGAUGCUUUUGGCUAUCAACCCAAGUUUAAACUCGAAAGGGUGCCAGAAGAAGAGACGCCGAGGGAGGAAACUGAAAAGAAAGCUGGAUUGAAGGGUUACGAAUUUAAAUGGUUCUACCUGUAAAAUGUUUUAUGCAAAACGAAAGCUUAUGAAUAUCGAUUAAUUACUCAACUAUGUAUAUUCUACUGUACAGUAUUUAAAUAUUGAUUUAA
Lutzomyia longipalpis is the source of this 1607-nucleotide messenger RNA. RefSeq lists its product as uncharacterized. Gene Ontology annotation, cellular component: chitin-based extracellular matrix. Lineage: Eukaryota; Metazoa; Arthropoda; Insecta; Diptera; Psychodidae. The transcript is spliced from 4 exons. Bases 1 to 1518 code for a protein of 505 amino acids. The record is from RefSeq and is a predicted model, not a curated record. Gene Ontology annotation, molecular function: structural constituent of chitin-based larval cuticle.